UUGAGCUUUGAAGUUUAGAGUCCGCAUGAUAUUGAAAGGCGCAGUAAUUGACCUCAUAACAUUUAUCUUGCCCGUCGUUCAAGCGUGGACGCAUGGUGCAAAGAAACCUUUUCUACUUGGGUGCAAACAUGACCUACUUAAGUCCCCACUCGAAGUUAUUGAUAUGUUUUCGAUUAGUAAAUACGAGCGCAACCUCAAACCAGUCGUUCCUCUGUCUAAGGAUUUGAGAAAUGUGGUGUUGGAGGCGUGCUUACAUGAAUCGUAAGUGAAGCGUAUUCAACACCCUUCAAACUUCAACUGGUCAGCGGCGAAACAUACGGUACCAUGUUUGAACCCAAUUAGAACGUGUUUUUUCGUCACGUGUCCUCGUCUAGACGGAAAAUGACUCAGCGUUCUACACUUCAGUGGAGUAAAUCUCACUUGAGUCGUAGAAUAAACAGAGUACUGGAGACAACAAUCAUUUAUUUCUAAGUUCUUUCCAAGUCUCGGGACGAUUGACAACGAGAAGUGGACAAGAGGUUGCUAGGGAGCUCAAAAGAGUGAUUAAGAGAUUCAGCAAAGACCAGUGCAGCGAAUCGCGAAAAACUUAUUCGUCAUGAAUGAAAAACGUGAGACUUUGAAGAUAUCUCCUUUGGCAGACGAAUGGGGUUCAUCAAAAGGAGGUAUAUCUACACUGAACAGGGAACUUUGCAAAGGGCUGGCUCAGCAACCAAACGUGGUAGUGACCCUCGUAGUACCAAGAUACGACGAAAAGGAGAAGCAAGCAGCUUUAGAACACAACGUACAUCUUGCUGCACCAGAUUCAGUGGUACCUGGGUAUGAUUCCGUCGCCAUGUUAGCCUAUCCGCCUGCUGAUCUCGCUAUUGACGUCGUCAUAGGCCACGGAAGGAAGCUAGGACCACACGCAAGCGUCCUAGCAAUACAAAAGAGAUACAAACGAGUUCACAUUGUGCAUACAGCCAGUGAACAAAUCGCAAUGUAUAAAAACAAAGCCCAAGCGAUAGCUGAAGGCGAUCGCAAGCACCAAGAAGAAGUAGAACUGAGCAGAACGGCUGAUGUCGUUGUAGGCAUUGGACCAAAACUCACUGAAAAUAUCAAAUUCAGUCUUCGUCCUUACAGUAAAGAUCAAGGCGUGUUAAACCUUACGCCUGGUAUUUUCAGCGAAUUUAGUGAGCUACCGCAAGCCAGCGAGGAAAGAGAAUCGUUUUAUACGUUGGUAUUUGGUCGUGGUGACUAUGAAGAUUUUGAGCUAAAGGGCUACGACAUUGCUGCUAAAGCCGUGGCUGGUUUGAAAGACAAGAGUUACCAGCUUGUGUUUGUCGGCGCGCCAGAAGGAGAGGAAGAAAAAGUGACAGACAACUUACUCGAAUGUGGUAUUUCCCGGUCCCAGCUAAGAGUCCGCGGAUUUCGUGAAAGCCGAGAGAUGCUGGGGCAACUAUUCUGUGAGGCAGAUCUCGCCAUCAUGCCAUCCAGGACGGAGGGAUUUGGCCUCGCUGCGCUCGAAGCUCUUUCCGCCGGCCUUCCAAUCCUUGUAAGUGAUAACUCAGGGCUUGGAAAAGCUUUAGCUGGGAUCGCGUUUGGAGCGUCUUCUGUGGUGUACUCCGACGAACACGAGGAAUGGGGUGAAGCUAUCAGGCGCGUCAGAAAGAAACCAAGGGCGAUCCGACUGGAAGAAGCCAGGGAAUUGCGGUCACGCUAUGAUCAGAGAUUCAAAUGGCAAGACCAAUGUGCAGCUCUGGUGGAUAAGAUACGCCAUGUUUUGUAGGCUAUGCUGGGAUUGGACUAAAACUGAGACUAGAUGACUGUUUAAAGGAGCUCAGUCACGGUAUCUUAAGUUACUUUGGCCACCAUAAAACUACCUUUAAAUUAAAGGAAACCUGAAAAUAAUAGUUUACUAAGAUAGCAAAACACCAAAGAGAUAAUAUUGA
Orbicella faveolata is the source of this 1928-nucleotide messenger RNA. RefSeq lists its product as uncharacterized. NCBI's taxonomy places the organism in Eukaryota, Metazoa, Cnidaria, Anthozoa, Scleractinia, Merulinidae. The record is from RefSeq and is a predicted model, not a curated record.